Fomitopsis serialis is the source of this 473-nucleotide messenger RNA. RefSeq lists its product as uncharacterized. The record is from RefSeq and is a predicted model, not a curated record. Bases 155 to 400 code for a protein of 81 amino acids. NCBI's taxonomy places the organism in Eukaryota, Fungi, Basidiomycota, Agaricomycetes, Polyporales, Fomitopsidaceae. The transcript has 4 exons.
CGCACUCGCUGUCGAUGGGCUCCGAAUAAGGGUUGGAGCUGGGUGUGCAUUGCGGAUGUUCCGUCCUUAUAAAUGUUUGCGGCGGUGCUGCGAGCCGACUCGGAAGGAACGUUGAGGUGACUCCAGAGGUACCGACUUUGGAGUCUCAGACGAUAUGCAAUCAUGGGGUCUUGAUCCUGAUCAAAACUUGAAUAUAACAGUCACGAUGUGCGCCGCAGUGACCGCAUACAACGCGCUCUCGGGCGGCGACACCGUCCUCGUCCUUGGCACCGGCGGCGUGUCCAUCUUCGGCCUCCAGAUCGCCGUCGCGAGCGGCGCGACCGUCAUCGCGACCUCGUCCUCCGACAAUAAGCUAGGCGUUUCGAAGAAGCUCGGCGCGAGAAGACUCCCGACUGGGUAAUGGAGGUUCCGUGGAUCACGGGCGGGCGAGGCGUGGACCACGUCAUCGGGGCGGGCACGAGGAACAAGUCGCU